Hippocampus comes (tiger tail seahorse) is the source of this 983-nucleotide messenger RNA. RefSeq lists its product as uncharacterized. The transcript is spliced from 4 exons. The record is from RefSeq and is a predicted model, not a curated record. The coding region runs from base 67 to 798 and encodes 243 amino acids. Lineage: Eukaryota; Metazoa; Chordata; Actinopteri; Syngnathiformes; Syngnathidae.
GCCCCGAACCCUAACCCUCCUCAGCGACAAGUCUCAUGUCUGCACAUUCACACUGCAAGUGUAGACAUGAGUCAGGCCCUUCUAUGUGCGCUGAUGGCUGCUUGGAGUCUUGGAAUCAGCAGCCAGACGGUGCACCAGCCGGAACGGGACGCCCACACCGUGGAGGGUGCAGCAAUGAAGCUGGACUGCAGCUAUGACGGAGCGGGGAACUUAGACUACAUCUUAUGGUACAAACAAGAAGCCAACUCAUCGCCCGAGUUCAUCCUGAGCCGCUUUAAGAUUGGUCAGGGCAAGAAGGCGAAAAAGUACAUUGACAGGUUUCGCUCCACCAUGAACGCCAGCACUCGGCAAGCUCCUCUUCAGAGCUUCAGUUCAGAAGGAGAAGCAGAGUUUGACAGAAAUUUCUUCAGUAUGUUGCUGUCAGCGUGGUUGCUGCUCAUCAUCACGGUGGCAGGCACCAGCAGCGAGCUGGUGGCGGUCACAACUGAAAUGCUGGCAUCAACAGGCAGUCGGGCGACACUGUCAUACGUUUAUGCCAAAAAGUCAAUGGGUAGUCAUUAUAUAUUCUGGUACAAACAACUUCCUGGACAAGCUCCACACUUCCUUUCCUACUCAGGAAAUGGCAAACCAUUAAAUGGCAGCACCAGAAUGUCGGUCAGCAUGACAAGUGACAGGGAGCGAGUGCUCCUGCACAUCGAGGAUGUGUCGCUUCAGCACUCUGCAGUUUACGACUGUGCUGUGACACCCACAGGAGCAUACACUCCACAUUCUCGUUACAAGAAUAUUUCCUGCUCCUGAACUCAUCACACUCGCCUCUUAUAGAGGAACGGCUGACCUAGAUUUCCAAACUCGAAUUCUAAUGUUUGGAUGUCGUGCUGCGAAACGUAAAUAAAAUUAAAAUACUUUUUUUCCACCCCAGUGGGCUGUCGUCUGAGGAGUCCACAUUUCAAAUAGUUUUUGGUCAUCAUGGUUUUUGAAGGGCA